This is a messenger RNA of Corythoichthys intestinalis (scribbled pipefish), 3930 nucleotides long. Its product is annotated as E3 ubiquitin-protein ligase RNF38-like. The transcript is spliced from 12 exons. Gene Ontology annotation, biological process: protein ubiquitination. Bases 865 to 2745 code for a protein of 626 amino acids. Gene Ontology annotation, molecular function: ubiquitin protein ligase activity. Lineage: Eukaryota; Metazoa; Chordata; Actinopteri; Syngnathiformes; Syngnathidae. The record is from RefSeq and is a predicted model, not a curated record.
CACUACACUCCCUGCUGACCGGAGAAAACAUUUGAUAUCGAACGCGAGCAGGGGAUUUAAUUGACGCGAAAAAAACUUCCUAUUUCGCCCGCACGGUGCCCGUGGAAGAACGCGGUCUGAAGAUCGCCGCUCAUUAGCACCGUUUACCGGCCCUCCGUCAACAUAGUACGACGUUUUGUCUCUGCUUAAUGUCGCCGAUGUAGGACUUGUUUUUCAUGCCAGAGCUCGCUUCCUGUUAGCUUGUGCUGUCUUGGAGGAGCCGACAUUAUGCUAAUUAACAUGCCAAUAUAGUUUGCCAUCACGGAGAGCUGCAACCGCACUACUUGGGCAACUUUUCUCGGUUGGUGUUGUUUCAAAUCUAAAAAGUAAGUGUGGAUUAUAGUGUAUCAACCCGCUCUCGUUGUUUGUCUUGUCGUUAACGCUCGGUAGCUUAGCCAUGUUGCAUCUACGAGGGGUUUAGUUCGCCCAAUACGGCUCAUUGAUAUAUGCACCAGUAAUUAGGCGUGUUUCCAACACAAGGCAAUUCUUAAUCAACCGAAUGUGUUGAAUUCGUGUGUCAUCGACGUUUUUCCGUGCUUCCCGUGCUGAAAAAAGACAAUAGAGAACCCGAGACUUCUAUGCUAGUGUCAACAUCUUUUUGUAACCGCAUAAGUCACUUCUGGGCGAUUUAACAGUGUUGAAUUCGUUGUUUAAAAUAGUUAUAAAUGCAUGAAGUUGCACUAUUAGAGUAACGACGUCUUUCGUGCUAACUUGCUGUAAACGCGAAACUGCAACGCCUCUGACGAGGGAGGUUCCCUUCUCUUUUGGGGGAGACUUUCGACUACUUUUCCAUCCCCACCGCCCUCCUCAUCGCUCCAUCCAGCCAUGGACCCCCCAAGGACACGGUCUCGAUCUCGGUCCGGCUUCUAUCAUUUCGCCGUGAACAACCCCGCGGGAGGCAGCGGCGGCGGCGGUAACGCACUCAGUAACGGGAGCAUGAUGAACGCCGGCGGAGCAGGAGGGAUGAGCUUCCCGCAGCAGAACAAUGCCGUCUGGGCUGCGCACCAUGGUGGUCGCGGUGGAUUCCCGGAGAGUCAGCCGCAGCAGCCGACUACUUACCUGGCCGCGGGGGCGCAACGCCACGGAGCCCACCGGCACCCCGGCACUGGAGGAGUGCUACACUUUCAUCCAGAUAACGUUUUCAGUGAGGAUCGAGACAAAAUGGAAGAUAGCCCAAGCCCCAAAAGGCAACGUCUUUCCCAGCAGUCCAUAUUAGAUCUAAGUGCUGCCCCUCCAGCUACCCCGUCCUCUCCCAUUCGCCCCUGGGAGCUCCCUCCUAGUCGCCGACCGCAUGCCCACUAUGCACCAGAGAGAUGUCACACACCUGUCCGCAAUCGUAGAAGCCCUCCAAUGCGACGCCCGCGUGGCCGCAGAGACCGCCUGACUCGCCAUCACCACACGCACAACCACCACCACCACCAUUUUAAUAGCAACAACAGCCAUCAUCACCCUAACACUCACCCUCACCACCACCAUCAUCACCACCUGCACUCUCACCAUGGGCUUUCACCGGUCCACCAAGAUGAGAAUUACCGUCACCCAGCCCAACCUCAGGGCUACACUGCCUUUGGCCAGCAACCCCCCAGAGGGCCGGGACCCGGAAUGGAAGAGCGCCAAGUUUACCAUCCCCCAAACCCCUCCCCAAGGCCCCUUCAUCCGUCCUCAAACCUUUCUCCCCGACUGUUGCACCCCCACCCAUCGCAGCAACCCAGCAGCGGGGUGUUAGAUCUCCAGGAGCAGGGUUCUGCUCCAGUAUCGUAUCCUGUGUCCCCGCCGGGGGCUCCACCUGGCCUGCCACCUCGCACAGCCCCGCAACAGAUUCCAGCAUGCUCGGUAGUCUUCAGUGGACAGCACUACCCUGUCUGUAAUGUCGCCCCACCUGUCCUGCAGACUUGUUCGGUGCAGCACCUUCCCAUGCCCUACGCGUUCCCCUCUUUGCUGUCCAGUGACCCAGCCUUCCUACUACCCCCACCGCCCCACCUCCCCCACCCUCCCACACAUCUUCCACACCAUCCAUCUCACCUGCCGCAGCCUGGCCAGUUCGGACCCUAUACGACUCAACAGGCCCGAUCACCUUUACAGAGGAUAGAGAACGACGUGGAGCUGCUGGGAGAGCAUCUGCCUUUGGGUGCGGGGCUCCACUACCCCCCUGCCACCCACCCGGCCCUCACUCCACACUCUACACAGCUCCAUUUUCUCUCCCAUGAGCCCUUGCCCCAAGAGUUUUUUGGAGUGUCCUACCCGAACUUCCUCCCUCGUCGCCUCGCAGGCCGAAGGUACCGCUCGCAACAGCCACUGCCGCCUUCACCUUAUCACCCCAGCCUACUACCUUACUUCCUCUCAAUGCUGCCAGUCCAGCCAACUGGCCCUGCAAUCAGUCUAGAGCUGGAUGUCGAUGAUGGAGAAGUGGAAAAUUAUGAGGCUCUCCUCAAUCUUGCCGAACGUCUCGGGGAGGCCAAACUCAGAGGACUUACCAAGGGAGAAAUCGAGCAGCUUCCUUCCUAUCGCUUCAACCCAAAUAACCACCAGUCAGAACAAACACUGUGUGUGGUGUGUAUGAGUGAUUUUGAGUCUCGACAACUGCUGCGAGUUUUGCCCUGCAGCCACGAGUUCCACGGGAAGUGUGUCGACAAGUGGCUGAGAGCCAAUCGGACUUGCCCAAUUUGUAGGGCCGACGCUUCCGAGGUCCAGAGAGACUCUGAGUGAUUGCGUAAUGCGCUACAAUGGACACAAUGGUCUUUUUUGACAUGUUGAGCACUGCCUGUUCUGGAUUUGUGUCACUUGUUACAUACAUGUACAUGAUUGAAUACACACUUUGCAAACAGACACGCCAUUUCCUCCAUUAUUUCUAUAAAAGAUGUGUGUCUUCUCUAUAUCUUUUUUUUUCUCAACGACAGAACUUCCUACUUUGCAUACUUACAGUGUGUGUUGGUGUUUAUACCAUAAGAAUUAACAUGUAUUUUGGCCAGCUUUAUUAUGCAAGCCUGUGGAAGGGGUUUGAUUGUGACUUUUUCUAGAGAUUUGAGCAUGAACGUGUGGGUGUGCAUGUGGGCAAGUAUGACUGUGUGUCAGUCAAUUAAUGUUAACUCAUGAAUGAUUUACUACACUUGUUCGUUCCUGCACUAUAAAGUAUGUAUCUUUAUGUACAGUAUAACAAUGUGUAUAAUGAAAUUAUUUUUUCUCUAGUUUGAUUCAAGGGUCCGUGCUACCACUUUCAUAUUUUUAAGUUGAUGCUUCAUUUUGAAUUUGCAAUUUUGUUUACCAUAAUGAGCGACUGUUUGUUCUGCCUGGUGUUUACCUCAUUCCUGUCUCCACUCAUUUAUUACAAGCGCUUCACAGACCUAAAAUGAAAUUAAGCACAUUAGACAUUUUUAUUUCUCCUCCUGGUUUGAAUGUUUGUGUUUGUGACUUUGCGGUGGCACAUGUUAUAUAAAUAUCUAUAUAAAUAUAUAUACUGUAUAAAUGUAUACCAAAUAAAAAGCUUGAUAUGAACUUUUUAAAGUUGGACAUAUUUCUUUCCUUCCACUUGAUUGUACCCUCCAUUGAGUUGUUCUCUAGAUUUUCUUGAAUUUUGAAACUGUUUUGUAUUUCUAUAUUUGUUUGUCAUUGAGGUUUGUUUUACAGUGCACAUUCAGGUUAAAUGACUUCGUUUCCCCACCAGUAUUCAGUAAAUGUUUUACUCAAUUUUUAUCGAGGUGGCAUGUUUCUUGAAGCGACCACAAGAUGGUGUUGACGUUUUGCUAGACUACAGUCCGUCAAAAUCUGCAGGAAAUCAAUCUGGUUCCCCCCAUCUUGCCAAAGGAGGAAACAAAUAUAUUUCAUGGAAUACAGGAGAUUCUGAUGUAUAAAUGCACUUCAUGGAUUAAACCUAUAAUUACUUUUCGCCUCAGC